AUCCUUCUCAGAAGCUGGUCAUAUCCUAGAGUACCUUAAAGAAUUUGUCAGUGAAAUAUUGAUCAUCCAAUCGUGUCAAUGCAUAAAUGGAUUACGAUCCUACUGGUCCAGGUGUGUUACAAAUUGAUGGAAAGAUUUUUGCAAGGUUGGGAUCAAGUAAAUAUCUAUAUAUCUUUAGGAUAUAUAUUCUGUUAACAUGAACUUUUGCCACAAUUUUAAGUUUGCCCUUUAAAGAUGGAACAAAAUCGGCAUAGACGAAAAAUGCUUCAAAUAGCCAGGUGUUCAAUACAGGGCUGCAGAAUUGAUUCAGCACAGAAAACCAGAAGAUUACGGGAUUUAAAGAGAGGUCAAAGGUCAGCUGCUGUUGAACAGGGCAUGUGUUAGCGGAGAUCAAACGACUCAAGAAUAGACUAUCACCACAUGUCCGCCUGACCAGACGACAUUUAACCAGUGUAUAUGAUUUGAAGUAAACCAGGCGAUAUAACAAUAAAAGUCGAUUAAAAAACAUCCUUGUAUACCGAUUUUAAUCUGCAACUGAUAAAUCACCAAGAAUUGGGAAAAACACUGUGGAAACAAGUUUGAGGAACCACAUUGUGUGAACGUGGUUGGAUUUCUUGUUGAUCUGGCACCCUGGGAGAGGUGAAAACGGCCGGCUUCAGGCUGACAGUGUGGGACUCUGCCAAAACUAGGGUGUGCUUCAAGGUGAAGAAAAAAAUUGUAUUUGCCAUCCAUAGUUUGCCGAUGACAUAAUGGCCCUGCUUGGGAGGGAUAACAGUGAGGACCUUAAUUAUUCGGAGGAAUCUCAACCUCUGACCAGCCCUGGGGCUACAGAGGAUGACCUCAAUAUCUCCCAUGACGAUUCCGAUGACAUCGCACAAGCUCCGAGAUUCUCCCACGUUGUUGACAUCCAUGGAGAUCAGCUACGUGCUCAGGAGCGUCAAAGAAAGGAAGUAUUCAACGACGAUGUUGAAAAAAUGUUUGAACUUCCCAAAAAAUUUGACAUUUCAUCUUUAAUAUCGGGAUCGCCAGCUGUCGUCUCAGAGCAACAAUCGCCUGAGCAUGUCAGCACCGCACAAGGGGAGACGAGGCUGUAUCGUGAAGAGGACUAUACAAGUGGUUUGUCAGUAGAAAUGUCCUCCAUGGGUCAUCGGCGAGACUCUUUCCCCCAUAUUCACCACCCUCUUAAGGCACUGCGUAGCAGUCGCUCCUGCAAGAGCGUCAGGGAUGACAAACCAAAGAAAAAGAAGAAGAAGAAGAAAAAGAAGAGGAAGAUGCACACUGUCAAGAGUUUUCCAUCACGUUCGGCCACACUGUCGCCAUCAAUCCCCGAGGUGGAAGUGGAGGAAUAUGAGAUUUCCCCGGCGGGGUCUUCAUCUUCUUCAAUGUCAAGUGAUGACUUUGACGACUACAGAGUUGGGGAUGAAAUUGACUCAAUGUUACUGGUCCCUGCCCAGCACCAGUCUGAGGCAAGUCCGAAGGGGCAGCGUACACCCCAGCCCUCAAAUGAUGACUUUAAGGUCGGGUUUUAUAUUGGGGACAGAGCAACUUCUCCCAUUCACGAGGUGGACAAACAGAAGAAAGACGAAACAACAGUGAAAGCAACCUCUCCAAAUAAAAUAUUUUAUGUCGGAGAUUAUGCUGACGAACCACAGUUGUCCCCGCCAGCGACUCUUGACCGACACCAAAGUGAUUAUGGAGUUUCCUAUGAAGAGCCAAAGCACAGUGUCAAGUUUUCUAUUGGGGCAGAGGACAGCAUUCCUACACUGAAAAGUGAUACAUCUUUGGAGAGUCAAGGGGACGGAACAAACCAACCACUUCAUGCCUCUAGCAGAUCUGAGCCACGGAUCCAAAAACAUCGUCACAAACACCACAAUCAUGAUCCUUUCAAACAUGAAGACUUGUUACUACGACGACAGAUCGGAAGCGAAGUUAAGAUGGAGGACUACCUCAAACAUGUUCCCACCGAAACAGAGGAAGCCAUUUUACUUCAAAAGGCUGAUUUGGAUGACAUGACAAGCCAUCGUUUGGAGAACGUGCGUGGAAUUCGACGUCACAAAAUAGCCAAGCACAACGCUGUAGCAUCUAUUGUCCACAUCGGGAAAUCUGACAGGGGCAAGAAAAAGCCAACCUUUAAGAGAAAGAAGAUAGACCACAGUCCCCACGAGGUGUUUGUGGAACUUGACGAGUUGUACCUGGGGGAAAAUGACUACGAAUGGCGAGAGAAGGCCCGAUGGAUCAAGUUUGAGGAGGAUGUAGAGGAGGGGGCUGAGAGAUGGGGUAAACCUCACGUAGCCUCACUGUCCUUCCAUAGCCUUCUGGAGCUCCGACGAGGUCUUGAGAGCGGCUGCUUGCUGUUGGACCUGGACGCCUCUGAUCUGCCAACAAUUGUAAACAGCGUCAUUGACACCAUGAUUAUACAUGAUCAGCUUCGACCUGAAAACAAGGGGAACGUACUCCGCACUCUUCUACUAAAACACAGACAUGUCGGAGAGGGCGUGAAAUCACUAAUACGUCGGAAUAUCUCAUAUAUGAAUCUUAGAGCUAUGGGAUUGGACAAUAAAAACAGACAUCAAGGAAACAAGCUGUCGUUGAUUAAGUCAUUUUCCUCGGCGAGUUUUGGGAAAAGUUCAUCGUCAAACUCUAUCCCGAUGCUGGAGCGUCGUGACAAUAAGGCUGACAAGGUCAAUGGAAAAGGCAUGAAAUUUGAGGCAAAGGACCUGCAGUUCGUCAAGGUUGAUGUAGACAAUAACAUGCAGACUGACGGUGUUCACAUUGGCAUUACCACUCCGGAGAGCACCCAGCGAAAUAUACGGGACAUCACACGUCGUAUCCCAAAGGGUGCCGAAGCUAUCACAGUACUGGUAGGGUCGGUCGACUACCUUGACACACCUACCAUGGCCUUUGUCCGGUUGGCUGAAGGACAGAUACUUGAAAAUCUGACUGAAGUGCCGCUCCCAGUUCGGUUCCUGUUUAUAUUGCUUGGGCCAGAGGAAACAUCCAUGGAUUAUCACGAAGUUGGACGAUCAAUAUCUACGCUGAUGUCCAAUCAGGACUUCCACGAUGUGGCGUACCGAGCAGAGUCCCGCGGGGAGAUACUGCACGCCAUCAAUCAGUUCCUCGACGAGUCGAUUGUGCUGCCCCCUGGUGACUGGGACCAGAAAACACUUCUCCCAAUCGCAGAAAUGAACAAGAAAAGGGCAAGACAAAGGAAGAGGAAGAAACAGAAGGAAGAGGAAAAGAAAGCAUUGUUAAAGAAAGUAGAGGCGGAGAAGAUCCCGUCAGACCCCCUGAAGAGGACGGGCUGUAUAUUUGGCGGUCUGAUCAAUGACGUGCGACGUAGGUACCCUUACUAUAUCAGCGACUUCACUGACGCUCUCAACGUCCAGUGUGUGGCAGCGUUUGUGUUCAUCUUCUUUGCCUGCUUUGCUCCUUGCAUCGCCUUUGGAGGUCUCCUUGAGGAGAAGACGGGAGGCUAUAUGGGAGUAACAGAGACGGUGGUCAGUACAUCUCUGUGUGGGAUCAUAUUUGGAUUGUUUGCCGGUCAGCCCCUUAUGAUAGUGGGAGCUACAGGUCCGGUUCUAGUCUUCGAACAGUCCUUAUACAAAUUCUGUAAAAGUAACUCCAUCGAGUUCCUCACAAUGCGGGUGUGGAUUGGAUUCUGGGUAAUGAUGAUCUCGGCCAUCGUCGUGGCGUUGGAGAGCAGCUUUCUGGUUCGAUACAUCACCCGAUUUACUGAGGAAAUCUUCGCCAUUCUCAUCUCUCUCAUCUUUAUCUUUGAAGUCAUUAAAAAACUUGAUAAAACAUUUGCGUAUCAUCCUUUACUGCCAUUGGAGAAUUAUUGUAAGGAUUUUGGAUGCAAAGCUGGCAACGGAUCUGUUUUGUACAACGGCUCUCUGUAUUUGUACACAAACACUUCCAACGCAAAUUUGACAUCAGAUCUUGUCUACAGUCACCCCAACAGCUCCGAUCACCAUGACGACGAGGAUGAUGAGGGUCAUCAUAAAUACACACUUCCUCAACCAAAUACAGCACUGAUGUCCUCCAUCCUAACUAUCGGCACUUUCCUGGUCGCCCACUUCCUCAAGAUCUUCAGGAACAGUAAAUUCUUAGGGCGAAGUGCCAGGAGAGCUCUGGGUGACUUUGGGAUAGUGAUAUCCAUUAUCCUCAUGGUACUGCUGGAUUACUCUAUGCAAGAUAUAUAUACACAGAAACUGGCAAUUUCUAACACCUUUGAACCAACAUCACCUAAUAAGCGGGGUUGGUUUGUACACCCACUAGGAACAAAGAAGCCAAUCCAGGCCUACAUCAUCUUUGCCUCAUUUAUUCCAGCAUUCCUGAUUUUCAUUUUGCUGUUUCUGGAAACCCAGAUCACUGAAAUGAUUUUGAACAAGAAAGAGUUAAAGAUGCGGAAGGGUUCUGGGUUCCACCUUGACCAGUUAUUAAUGGGCAUGAUGACAUUUGUGUGUGCCUUGUUUGGCCUACCCUGGAUGUGCGCCGCCACAGUGCGUACCAUCGCUCACACAUCGGCUCUCAGCGUCAUGAGUCGCACACAUGCUCCUGGUGAAAAACCGAAGCUUGUGGAAGUCAAAGAACAAAGAGUUACCAAUAUCCUUAUGAAUGCCAUGAUAGGUGUGUCCCUGACCUGGGGUCCCCUUCUACAGGCGAUUCCUCUGGCCGUGCUGUUUGGAGUCUUCCUCUACCUUGGAGUGUCCUCGUUAAGCGGUGUCCAGAUGUUCAAACGAAUGAAACUGCUCUUCAUCCCGAACAAGUAUCAUCCCUCCACCAGCUACGUCAGACGGGUGAAGACAAUAAAGAUGCAUCUGUUCACCGUAGUCCAGGUCGUGCUACUAGUCCUGCUACUGAUCGUCAAACUCUCGGCAGCCGCUCUCGCCUUCCCGCUGUUUGUCAUACUGUUGAUUCCUCUCCGACUCAAACUUAUGGGAUACGUAUUCACACCCAGUGAACUAGAAGUGCUUGAUAAAGAGGAAGAGGAUAGCGAUUGUGAUGAUGAAGACGAUCCUGACUUUUACCAGCAGGCUCACAUGCCUGUGUAGUCACUGGACAGAUGUCCAGGUUCACCAAAACGUAUACACGUAGUCUGGCGUCGUCUCAGGAGUACCCGAUUCAGCAAAUAUAGGGUCCAGGGGACUGCUGUUCAGUGCUGUCUGAGAAAUGCACUUUGUUUACAAAAUACAAGCAGGAUAUAUACCAUCUUCUCUGUUUUGUAUCAAUAAGCAAACUUUUGUACAAAGCAACAUUACUGUGAUACAAUAGAAAAAGUGGAAAUGGGUUACAAAGCACUGGUUGAACACUGGAACGAUCAGACCAGUUUGGGGCUUGGUUAACAAAGCAAAAAAACAAAACUUAAAUGUUACCGUGGGUAGUUGUCAAAGUCUUGUGAACAGUUUUGAGUUUCAUCAAAUUGAGUUUUCUGUAAUCAGCAUUGAUUGUCGUCAUCGCUAUUUUCAUGACGGUAUUAUCGACGAGAUUUUAUUUUUUUGGCAUUAAAUAUCUUGCGAAAAUUUUCAUGAAAGUGAUGUAAAUUUUAUCACAUAAAUAUUGAAUUCCAUCAAGUCGAUGUCAGAUUUCAUCCUUUAAUGUAAGCAAACAUGCCAUGAACUCCACAAACCCAUACAAAGAUUGUCAAAGGUAUAUAUAUAUAUACAUAGGGGAACCAUAUUCACUUUCCUCAUCCAUGUAUAUAAGUAUUAGACUCAAACAACAUUUGAAACUGUUAUUUUGUGUUUACUUUUGAUUAUUCCUUGUUUUUGUUUUGGAUUUUUUUGUAUACUAUUUGUAAUCUUAAAUGAAUUCAAUUCAUACUGGGUAUGUUUCCAUCUCAACCAAAGUUUAACAGUUUGAUUUAAAUUGCUUUAAAAUAAAAGGUUGAAUUUUAGUUUUGUUUCCAAAUCAAGCUUCUGUGUGAUGAAUUCCACGUCGGUGUAGGACAAUUAUUUUACUUCAAUGUUGUUUAAGUUAAAAGAAUUAAAUUCUUGUAUAAUUUAAUGAAUUUAAGAUAAUUUUGUUAUAUUUUUUAUUGUAUUCAGACUUGAUAUUUUUCAAAAUAGUCAUGGAUUGUUUGAAUAUGAGGAUUGAAGGUAUUAUCAUGAUGCCAUUAGCAUGGAGUAGAAUGUGUCAGUUUUGUUUGUGUGGUUGGAAGAGCCACAUGGAAGCGUUCAAGCUUUAUGAGUAAAAUUUUGUUUCCAAUUUUCUAGGUUUGAAAUAUGUUCAUGUCAUCAGGAAUUUAAGGAAACAAUGAAGGUUCAAAUUAAUGACGUUUUAUCUGCAGCUGUCUACACAAAUAUAAGGAGCUCAAAUGACCGGAAGAAACCUACUGUAUAGUGCUAAACCAAACAAGUUCUGUACUGUACUGAUAAUUGUUUAGAGUGUGUCGAAAAAAUUUGUCCGUAGUUAUUUCUUUGUCAUUGCUUUAUCAACAAAGGUGAGCAUAGUAGCGAUUUCAGCUACAAUACCUAAACUUAACUGUUGUCCUGCAAGGAUGUGCUGAGUACCGAAUCAUGUUGUUGUGUGACUAAAAGACAUCUCACCUAGACACACACAGCAAACCUAGGCCCAUCUCACCUAGACACACACAGCAAACCUAGGCCCAUCUCGCCUAGACACACACAGCAAACCUAGGCCCAUCUCGCCUAGACACACACAGCAAACCUAGGCCCAUCUCGCCUAGACACACACAGCAAACCUAGGCCCAUCUCGCCUAGACACACACAGCAAACCUAGGCCCAUCUCGCCUAGACACACACAGCAAACCUAGGCCCAUCUCGCCUAGACACACACAGCAAACCUAGGCCCAUCUCGCCUAGACACACACAGCAAACCUAGGCCCAUCUCGCCUAGACACACACAGCAAACCUAGGCCCAUCUCGCCUAGACACACACAGCAAACCUAGGCCCAUCUCGCCUAGACACACACAGCAAACCUAGGCCCAUCUCGCCUAGACACACACAGCAAACCUAGGCCCAUCUCGCCUAGACACACACAGCAAACCUAGGCCCAUCUCGCCUAGACACACACAGCAAACCUAGGCCCAUCUCGCCUAGACACACACAGCAAACCUAGGCCCAUCUCACCUAGACACACACAGCAAACCUAGGCCCAUCUCGCCUAGACACACACAGCAAACCUAGGCCCAUCUCGCCUAGACACACACAGCAAACCUAGGCCCAUCUCACCUAGACACACACAGCAAACCUAGGCCCAUCUCACCUAGACACACACAGCAAACCUAGGCCCAUCUCACCUAGACACACACAGCAAAACUAGGCCCAUCUCACCUAGACACACACAGCAAACCUAGGCCCAUCUCACCUAGACACACACAGCAAACCUAGGCCCAUCUCACCUAGACACACAG
Molecule: messenger RNA, 7376 nt
Organism: Mizuhopecten yessoensis (Yesso scallop)
Lineage: Eukaryota; Metazoa; Mollusca; Bivalvia; Pectinida; Pectinidae
Product: band 3 anion transport protein-like
Exons: 27
Coding region: 750-5054 (1434 amino acids)
Biological process (GO): regulation of intracellular pH; monoatomic anion transport; bicarbonate transport
Cellular component (GO): plasma membrane
Molecular function (GO): solute:inorganic anion antiporter activity; monoatomic anion transmembrane transporter activity
Source: RefSeq, a predicted model, not a curated record